GAGAUUGGGAGAUGCACCGUGAUUCCCGGGAAUUGGUUGAAUUGACAAGCUAACGAGCGUUUCCAACAAUAAUCAUCCUCUGCCUUCGCCUCCGUUGUCUUCAACGCAUCGACAACCCAUCUCUCUUCCUCCCCCGUCUACCAGCGUAUACAGCCAUCGUCCAUUGAGGAUGCGUAGGGUCUUUGGCAAUCCAUCCUCGAGAUCAAGACAGGCUCAUAGCGUCGAGUUGUCUAUUUCUGCGUGCAGCUGGAGCUGGAAGCGCAAGCGCAGUUGGCGUUGGAGCAAGCGGAGCAGCCACCCAUGUUGAUAGUGUGUGUUUGGUGUUGGUUGAUUGGUUGUGGUGUGGUAGUGUGUUUCUCUGAAUGACCUUGAUGGAGCUGAUGGGAUGAGAAGAACUUCAAACC
Cercospora beticola is the source of this 404-nucleotide messenger RNA. The record is from RefSeq and is a predicted model, not a curated record. Lineage: Eukaryota; Fungi; Ascomycota; Dothideomycetes; Mycosphaerellales; Mycosphaerellaceae.